Dermacentor silvarum is the source of this 3959-nucleotide messenger RNA. RefSeq names its product RRP12-like protein. NCBI's taxonomy places the organism in Eukaryota, Metazoa, Arthropoda, Arachnida, Ixodida, Ixodidae. The transcript is spliced from 32 exons. The record is from RefSeq and is a predicted model, not a curated record. The coding region runs from base 56 to 3937 and encodes 1293 amino acids.
GCCUUUUGCGUCUCUAAAGCGGUGGGAAGGGGCACACGGGGCACGUGCGUUCACGAUGUCGGGUAAAAAAGGUAGUACCAAGGGCUUUAAAAAGCCCUUGACUGUAAGAACAAAAACUAACCGAAUUCGCAAAGGUCAGAGCAGUAGCGCCAACCCGAAUCAACGGAAAUUUCGUGAUGAAGCGAAGAGCAAGGUGUUCGGCUUCGGAGCGUUCCCAUCCAAAGGUGGCGGAACGCUGACAGUGGAGCAACUUCAGCAGCACAAUGGUUGUGCGCAUGAUGAAACUUCUUCGGUUGGGCCAAACGAUGCACAGGAUCGACUCAGCAUUGCUGAAACUGAAAGCAAUCACACAGCUGAAUCAGACUGGACGCUUGGCUCUAUUUUAACCAUGAACAAAUUGCUUCACAAAUGGGACCCCACAUCGCCACUGCACAAAGAAAUGUUAGCCAUGUACAAUGCAUCAACUGAAAUCAUAAAGUCGAAGGGUGGUCAGCAGACUGACACCGAGUACUUUGCUGUUCUGAUGACAACCCUGGAGGCUGUUGAGGCUGAUAUUUCAAGGACUUCAGCUGCUGCUUUACUCGCAAUUUUUGCUAAGAGGGUGCCUGCUGCAGUACUUAGGAAGAAAUUUUCCUGGAUAACAACAAUGUGCAUCAACUUCAUGCAAUCGUACGCGCAAUCCACACAGGUCAUGCUGCUUCGAAAUCUGCUGUGCUUGCUGAGUUCCUGCUUGAAGACGUUGGAUCUGGCCACUUGGAGUGAGUCGUCUACACUGCAAGUUUUCAGCUUCAUGUUUCCAUACAUUGUCCACAGCAGGCCUAAGCUGCGCAAGUUUGCUCAGAAGGCUAUCUGCAACAUCCUGACUGGCAGCAGCAUCAUGGCUGCAGCUGAUGCUCCACUUACACACCCAGCAGUGCCUGCUCUUGUAGCAUUCUGUCUCCCAAUUGUAAAGUCAUCGGCAGCAACAUCCUUGCCGGUCUCUACUCUGCACAUCUUCGGCUUUUUAAAAUUGGUGCUGCACCUGUUUCCCCAGGCAGAGGUUAAGGCUACAUGCGAAGCAGUGCUCCAAGUCAUGGGGGCUGGCCACCCUACGGUCGUACGAUGUGGCUUGGUUAUGCUGCAAUCAUUCUUUUCUUCAAGGCCACGUCCUGCUGUAUCAUUAAGCCCAGAGCUCAAUGCACAGCUUGUCAACGCGCUCUACGACUACAAGCCUGGCCUGAGAGACCACAAGCUCUAUGAUGUGUGGCUUGUCACUGUGCAGGAGGCACUUGCAAACCUUGAAAGUACCUCUGAUGAACUCUUCCUAAGCAACCUUCCAAAGUUUGUUGGCAUUAUUGUUGAGACCUGGCACAGUGGGAGGUCAGAGACCAGUUACACUGCAGCUAUGGUACUUAUGACAUUGCUGAAGCAGAGCUUUCAAGCUUGCCUGGACAAGGAAGGAGACCCAAGUUCUGUGAAUAGCUUGUGCCACACCACUGGUGUUAAAGUGGUCGAGCACAUGCAGCGAGCGUUGCACUACCAGUUUGCGUGUGUCUGGGAUCAGGUGCUUUUGACAUGGGCUACUUGCUUUGAGGUACUCGGCAAGAAAUGUGCCACUGACAUGCUUGAGCCUUUAAGCCAUAUAGCAGACUUGCGUGAAUCUCAGGCAUACUCCAACAGUGCUGCGGUAGACAGAACCAUAGCUACUGCUGUGAAGGCCAUGGGACCUGAGCUCGUGUUGAAAGCCAUUCCACUGGAUAUGAGUGGAGAAGAGGGCCAAGACUUCAAAAGGAGUUGGAUGCUGCCAGUCUUGCGUGACAAUAUAAGGGCUACACGGCUUGCCUUUUUCACUACCUACUUUCUUCCACUAGCCUCUGCUUUCCAUGAGCUGGCUGAAGCUCCGGACAAGCCUACGUCUGUUACCAAGGCCUAUGAGAUAUUGGAGAAGCAAAUAUGGUCCCUUUUACCUGGCUUUUGUACUAGUCCAACAGAUUUUAAUGAGUCCUUCCCAAGGAUUGCCAGGACACUUGGAACCUACUUGGCCAAUCGAAUGGAUCUGAGGCUUGACAUCAUGUCUGCACUGCGGCACCUCAUCAACAGCAACAUUCUGAAUGAGGAAAAUGUUCCAGAGAUGAGUAGAUAUGCGAAGAACUUUCUGCCAAUCUUGUUCAACAUCUACACAAAUGAGGCACCAUCACAGUGUGAGGAAGGAAUCCGCCUGGCUGCCUAUGACACCAUCAAGGCAUUUGUUCGAAUUGCAGAUGACCAGCUCUGCUGUGCACUUUUCAUUAGUGCAUCUGCAAAACUGUUGAAUGACCAGAUUACUUCUCAUAGCAAGCAUGCUAUUUUAGACCUUGCAAGGUCUCUAGUCAGCAAAAUGAGUCUGGAGAAUGUACAACGCAUGUACAUGCUAAGCAAGGUCAACUUAGAGGACUCGGACCGUCGAGUACAAAAGAAAGCGUACCGUGUCAUGGAAGAAAUUUGCCGUUGUCCAUCUCCUAUUUGUAAGGAAUUCAUUGAAACACGUGUUGGAGAACUCGGUGAAGUUCUCCUGGAUAGUCUACAGAGUAUAGCCCCUGGAUCAAGAGCGCCAAGGCUUCGGUGCUUGGGCCUUUUGCUUGGUAACCUGAGCAUUGAGCACAAGUCUUUUGCCCAGAAAGCGCUUCAUGAGGCGGUGUUGUGCACCAAAGUGAAUGCUGCUAAGGUGCAGCAGGCAGCGUACGAGGUUGUGCUAAGGGUGGGAAAGGCACUGAUCAGUUGGCAGCCAGAGGAUCCUGCAGCAGCUGUCAAGGAGCUUGUGUCCCAGCUGACGGCUGGCUUCACAGGUGGUUCCUACCUAGUCAGCUGCACAAUUUUAUCACUCUCCACUGUCCUCUAUGAGUUCAAAGGUAUCUACAGCAAUGACGUGCUGAAUGCCGUCGUUGAGGCUGUUGAGAUUGUCAUGGCAUCGCAUAGUCGAGAGAUUGUGCAGGCAGCCCUUUAUUUUGUGCGGAUGCUCUUUGUCAUCCUUUCCACAGAAGAACUGGCUCAACACUUGCCCAAACUGAUUCCCAACCUUUGCUCCAUGUCGGAAGACUGCCGGAAGCAUUUCCGAAUGAAGCUGAGAGACAUUUUCAUCAAAUUGAUUCGAAAGUUUGGCUAUGAAAACAUCAUUGGACUCUUACCCGAGUCAUACCGUAAAUUAGCCGUCAAAAUCCGCAAAGUUGAGAAGCGAAAAAAACGGAAGAAGGAUGAAAAGAGCAGAGAGUAUCAGUCUAAAGGCAAACGUGACGAUGAUGUGGCCAGCAAUUCGGGAACUCUUGGACCAUCUGGGGCCGCUGAAGGGAUUGAGCAGAUCUUGCAGGACAGUGAAGAUGAAACUGAUAGUGACGAGAGAAUUCCAGCAAACAGAAAAGGCAAGAAAGCUGCAUCUGCAUGGAUUGAGGAGCAAGGAGAAGAUGACAUUGUGGACUUUCUGGAUAAAUCUGCGGGAAAGCAGAUACUGUCUACUGACCCGAAGGCACCACUAAAAAGCAAGGGGAAAUGCCCGUUUGAAAUGACUGAGGAUGGACGGCUGCUCAUUCUGGACCCAGAGACUGGAAAAGCUGAAAAGGAUGAGCCAGCAAGUGACACGGAAGCAGCAGCAAAUGAUCUUCUGGAGGCACUGUCUCACUACAAGACCAAGAAGCGGAAGGCGCCUCUUGAUGUGAAUGGUGGAGAAGGGACAUCAGGAAUAACAAGUGGAACUGGACCCUCUAAGAAGAAGAAGAAGACUGAUAAGACAUCCGAUGGCGAUGCAAGGAAGGGCAAGUUGGAGCCCUAUGCCUACGUGCCAUUGAACAGAAUGUCACUGAACAAAAGGUUCAAGAAGAAGCCUGCAGCAUUCAAGAGACUGCUUUCAGCAGCCCAGAAAGGCGCACGAAAAGGACAAAAGACAAGAGCAGCCCAUGUAAUGAGAGGUGCUAAAAAUAAUAAAUGAGGUAUUUAUUUGUGCUACAUAA